Paecilomyces variotii is the source of this 2187-nucleotide messenger RNA. RefSeq names its product alpha,alpha-trehalase. Gene Ontology annotation, cellular component: cytoplasm. The record is from RefSeq and is a predicted model, not a curated record. Gene Ontology annotation, molecular function: alpha,alpha-trehalase activity; calcium ion binding. Lineage: Eukaryota; Fungi; Ascomycota; Eurotiomycetes; Eurotiales; Thermoascaceae. The transcript has 5 exons. Gene Ontology annotation, biological process: trehalose catabolic process. Bases 1 to 2187 code for a protein of 728 amino acids.
AUGAGCUCCUCAAAACCCGGUCACCGUCGGAACCAAUCCAGCGACCCUUUCUCCGAUCCCGACGUUUACUACGGGAAUGAAGCGCAUGGCAGCGCGAAGGACCGCAGGCGUGCCUUCUCGUCGAACCUGAAGACGUUCAAUCGUGAAGAUGUUCAGAGCUUCCUGGGAAGGAAUGCGCGGAGAGGGAGUCUCGAUCCGGUGCCCGCUCAACCCCGCAAGUUUUUGAUUGAUGUUGAUGCCACGCUGAAGACUUUAUUGGAGAGGGAGGACACCGACCAGAACAUGCAGAUUACCAUCGAGGAUGUAGGACCAAAGGUUUUGUCAGUAGGAACGGCUGCCUCGUCCGGAUACAACAAAUUCGAUGUGCGGGGAACAUACAUGCUUUCAAACCUGCUGCAGGAGCUUACUAUAGCUAAAGAUUAUGGCCGGAAACAUGUAAUCUUGGACGAGGCCCGUCUCAGCGAGAACCCUGUCUCGCGUCUGUCUCGCCUGAUCAAGACUACUUUCUGGAACAAUCUUACCAGGAGGAUCGAUGGGUCGAACAUCCAGGUUGCGGGGAGAGACCCGAAGGAUUGGACUGAUGACCCUCGCCCUCGUAUCUAUGUCCCGCCGAAUGCGCCCGAACAAUUCGAGUAUUAUACGAAUAUUGCCAAGUCUCAUCCUGAGCUCCGCCUGGAUGUACUUCUGCUUGAUCACGAAAUCACUCCGCAAUAUGUCAGAGACCUCAAUGCCAAACCUGGUCUUCUCGCUCUGGAAAUGCAGGAGGUUUACAACGAGGCAACCGAGAAGAAAGAACUCCAGGGAAUGCCAUUCGUCGUCCCUGGUGGCCGCUUCAAUGAGCUUUAUGGGUGGGACAGCUAUAUGGAGUCGUUAGGUCUCAUUGCCAGUGACCGGGUCGAUCUGGCGAAGUCAAUGGUCCUGAACUUCUGCUUCUGCAUCAGGCAUUACGGGAAGAUCCUCAAUGCAAAUCGAACAUACUAUCUGAACCGUUCUCAGCCACCGUUCCUUACCGACAUGGCACUGCGUGUGUACGACAAGAUCAAGACGGAGCCUGAUGCCAUUGACUUCCUGCGGAAGGCUAUCCUCGCGGCCAUCAAGGAAUACUAUAGUGUUUGGACGUCAGAGCCACGAUUUGAUCAGGAGACUGGUCUGUCGAGAUAUCGCCCAGAAGGUCUGGGUGUCCCACCCGAGACGGAGCCAACCCACUUCCUUCAUCUCCUCACUCCCUACGCAGAGAAGCAUGGUAUGACAUUCCGCGAGUUCGUUCAGGCCUAUAACGAGGGCAAGGUCCAUGAACCUGAACUCGACGACUAUUUCCUACACGACAGAGCUGUCCGAGAAUCAGGCCAUGACACGUCUUAUCGUCUUGAACGGGUCUGUGCCAAUCUCGCAACCGUUGACCUGAAUUCCCUUCUGUAUAAAUAUGAGGUCGACAUUGGCCGGACGAUCCGUACAUUCUUUGACGAUAAGCUGGAGAUCCCUGAAGAAUUUCGCACGCCUGCGACCCAGCAUAUCACGCAUGAAAGUUCUUCUGUCUGGGAUCGUCGCGCACGAAGGCGCAAGGUGGCCAUGGACAAGUACCUGUGGAACGACGAAGAGGGUAUGUACUUCGAUUAUGAUACCGUCAAUAAGGUGCGCACCUCGUACGAGAGUGCGACGACCUUCUGGGCCAUGUGGUCGGGCGUGGCCACUCCACACCAGGCUUCAGAGCUGGUCCGCAAGGCGUUGCCCAGAUUUGAGGCCUAUGGUGGAUUGGUUUCUGGAACGGAGAAGUCGCGUGGUGAAAUUUCCCUCGACAGGCCCAACCGGCAAUGGGACUACCCUUACGGCUGGGCGCCUCAGCAGAUGUUGGCCUGGACUGGACUACUGCGUUAUGGUUACCAGGAUGAAGCCGAGAGACUAGCCUAUAAGUGGCUGUAUAUGAUCACCAAGGCGUUUGUCGACUUUAACGGAGUCGUCGUUGAGAAGUACGACGUCACCCGUCCCAUCGAUCCGCACCGAGUUGAUGCCGAAUACGGAAACCAAGGCACCGAUUUCAAGGGAGUUCCUAGGGAAGGAUUCGGCUGGGUCAACGCCAGCUAUGUCUACGGACUCGAUAUUUUAAAUGCGCACAUGAGACGUGCUCUGGGAGCCAUCACGCCCUACGAGACCUACAGCAAGGCUGUCUCCAUGCAAUACCCUUACUAA